Messenger RNA from Ictalurus punctatus (channel catfish), 2021 nucleotides. It is a transcript of the gene dexi, whose product is annotated as Dexi homolog (mouse). NCBI's taxonomy places the organism in Eukaryota, Metazoa, Chordata, Actinopteri, Siluriformes, Ictaluridae. The record is from RefSeq and is a predicted model, not a curated record. The transcript has 3 exons. Bases 735 to 1004 code for a protein of 89 amino acids.
GCUCAUCCAGCCAAGAACUUGGGAUUUGUAGUUUAGCUACAAACACGGGCGCAGGCAUUGUAAACUCAUAUCCGCCAUUUACGGACUAUAACUCCCAGAGUAUAAUUUGAACGAAGGGUUAUAUGAGGCGUGUUGACGUCAUAAGCACGCGACAUUUGUUUUUGUUUUUCUUAUUUGACACCGAUUGUCAUUUUGUCUCGAUUUUAACCUUGUUUUCCCUGUUUUUGUGUAAAAGUAAAGUAGACGUACCUCAUACCGCCAUUUUAAAACAAUCGGCGCGGCGUUCCGCAAGAGGAAAUUUUAAAAGCCGAGGUGUUAAAAAUGGAUGUUAAUGUCAGAAUGCGGUUUUAUACAAUAACACAAGUUGAUUGGUGUGCAGAAAAUGGAGUUAUCCAGGUCUACAUGGGAUGUUAAGAGACAUUUAAAUGAUAGAAACGUGCUGAUUUCUUCGUAAACGUCUGUUUUUCUCCCGAGAUGACUGGUAUGUUGGAGAGUUGCAGAGUCAGCAGAUGUGUGUGAAGGAGUGCAUGUGCUGUAGUUGGCCUGUUCAUUCACUGUACACACACCAGAGCGUUUAACAGACUGGAUAGAAAUAUUUUUUUUUAUCUUUCCAGUAACUACAAGUCAUGCACCAGAAGGAGUCACUCAUUCUGCACUUCAUCUUCUUCAGCUAAACCUUUUCCGCAAGUUUGCAGGAUUUGCCCCAUGAGACAAGAUCACAUGUCUGAGAUUCUAUGCCACACUCCGUCUAUUUCCGAUUAGAUUCUGUGGAAUCUUUAAUUGACGUCCUUCCAUAUAUGUUUUAUCUCGGCCUCUUCUUUAUAAACGUCCUCAUCCUCUACUAUGCCUUUCUGAUGGAAUACAUAGUGCUUAAUGUGGGAAUCGUGUUCCUGCCCGAGGACAUGGACCAGGCACUGGUGGAUCUGGGUGUCCUCUCUGACCCGGCAUCCGUCCCAUAUGAGACAGACACAGAGUUUGAUGUGUUUGAGGGAUAUCUGGAAUAGCUAGUACAGAUAGAAAAUGGCUCGAGUUAUAUGCCAUAUAAGUCAGGUGUGUGCUAGGAAGAUGGGAUUGUGGGUAAUACAGCCAAGGACUGGAGCCAUUAUGAUGAUGAUGAUGAUGAUGAUGACGAAGAUGGAUGGAAAUCAUGUUUAUGAUCGCUGUAGGUGUGAGAAAAUGGUGCCUUGGUCAUCACAUGGAAGAAAUCCGUGCAUAAAGAAAGAGCCUACUCUGAUCUGAUUGGUCAGAUGUCCCAGUCUGUUGUGAUUGGUCUACCGCUUACAGCGUGUGUCGGAAAGGAACCGCCCACUGCCAUAUCUGAAUUUCAGCUCAGUAAUAAUGUCGGUUUUACCUUAUCAGUUUGAGCCUGAGUCUGAUAAUGAUACUUCGGAAGAUCAAUCCGAACCACCAUCGCAAGCACGUCGAGAACAGGACGUUUCUCAGUGGUUGUCCAGGCUCAAGAAAAACGACGUGCAGAUCUUCUCAUCAGGUGGAAUUUUCCAAGGGAAAAGCAGGACGUCUGCGCCGUUAAACGGAUCGGAUCGACGUCGGACAUGACAUCAUCACCUACUCUGUGGCUCACUAAUCACCAAGCUGGCUUAGUGACAUUUAGACUGAGGUUUUAUUAAAGCUGCUGAGAUUCAGGUUUGGUUUACGUCAGGGCUUCAUUGCAUUUCAUAAUCAAUUUAUUUUUAUUCGAUAAAUGAAUAACCUUUGACACUUUCAUUCCAGCCAGAGAUGUCCGAGUUCUGCAUGUUUUUUUUGUUUGUUUGUUUGUUUGUUUUUUUAAAAAUCCUUUAUUUUCUAGAUUAGACGAUUUAGUUGAGCAAUACCUCUUUGAGACUGAUGUGAUAUUCUCAGUAUUGUGCUGCUUGUGAGGAGUUGACGAGCUGUACGCUUGUUCCAUGCUGUAAAACAUGGAUUCAAUCCAACUGAUGGAUUUCAGAUACAAACCUUAUGUAUAUACACACACACAUAUAUAUAUAUAUAAAAAUAUAAAAUAAAUAAUUAAUUUCACUUAA